CCGAUCUGGAUCCACCAGCCCUUUCUGCACCAUUUCACUCCACUCAGUCUGAAAACAGUCAAGUGUUUCUGCCAUGCCCAUUUGGAAAAGAAAGUUGCGUAGAAAGUCGUCAACAACCACGGCCUUAGGCUGCUGUGUGAUGGAGGUUUCUCUGGCCUUGGGAGCAGCAGCAGCAGCGGCCUCUGCCCGGUCUUGGAUAGCUCUCACCGUUGCCUCCAAAUCUUCUUCCCCUUCUGUCAAACGCCAGUCAUCUUCUAGAGGGACUACUUCAUACUGAAAGUCAUCGUCACUUUCAGCCGGAACACCCUCGUCCUUGUCUUUAUUGUUAUUUGUUGCGCUCAUUGUUGCGUUUAGCACACCCAGCGACAGAAAGUUUGAUGUUGCUAUGGUGACGACUCGGCCGUUCAACGCGAGAUUUCACUAGUUCACGUUUGCCCCAGUGUCACCCGUCACCAAACAAUCAUGGCGGACUACCGAGAGGCGCCCUUGGCCACACGGCCAAAAACACUGGACCCAAAUGAGUAUUUCAACCUCUCGCCGGAGCAGCGACGUGCCGAACAAGACAGGGCAGCACUACGAGCGGACCUAAAGAGGCAGUAUCAGACGCAACUCAAUAACCCGCACAGAAAAGAGCUCAUUGAAGACCCUGCCCUGACACGCUGGGUGCAUGCACGCACCAACCCUUACUCAUACUUUAGGCCCACAUUCAAGACAUCUCUGUUGGGUGCGAUGUUUGGAGUCGCGCCUCUCUUCGGCCUCUACUUCCUCUUCAAGACAGACAGGGACAGGAAGGAGGCGCAGAUUAAAGCUGGAACCCUCGAGCGCAAGUUCAGUUUGUCAUCAUGAGCUCUGAUGUGUAAAGACCUCCUUUAUCUUCCAGUGAUGCCAGUGCGUGUAGUUAUUAUUAUACAAAUAAAAUCAUAUUGUCAAAAACA
Messenger RNA from Micropterus dolomieu (smallmouth bass), 935 nucleotides. It is a transcript of the gene ndufb4, whose product is annotated as NADH:ubiquinone oxidoreductase subunit B4. The record is from RefSeq and is a predicted model, not a curated record. Lineage: Eukaryota; Metazoa; Chordata; Actinopteri; Centrarchiformes; Centrarchidae. Gene Ontology annotation, cellular component: mitochondrion. The transcript has 3 exons. The coding region runs from base 463 to 846 and encodes 127 amino acids.